GCCGCCGCCCGUGGCCGAUGGAGAAGUACGAAAAGCUCGCCAAGAUCGGGGAGGGCUCCUACGGCGUGGUGUUUAAGUGCGUGCACAGAGACACCGGGCAGACGGUGGCCGUCAAGAAGUUUGUGGAAUCCGAGGACGACCCGCUCAUUAGGAAAAUAGCGCUGAGGGAGAUACGCAUGCUGAAGCAGCUGAAGCAUGUGAACCUGGUCAACCUGCUCGAGGUCUUCCGGAGGAAAAGGCGCCUUCACCUGGUCUUUGAAUUCUGCGAGCAGACAGUCCUCAAUGAAUUGGACAAGCAUCCUCGAGGAGUUCCCGAGGUGCAGCUUAAGAGUAUAGUGUGGCAGACACUACAGGCGGUGAACUUCUGCCACAAGCACAACUGCAUCCACCGCGACGUGAAGCCGGAGAACAUCCUCCUCACCAAGAACGGGGUCAUCAAGCUGUGCGACUUCGGCUUCGCCCGCAUCCUGACCGGUCCAGGGGACGACUACACGGACUACGUAGCGACCCGCUGGUACCGGGCCCCCGAGCUGCUGGUGGGGGACACUCAGUACGGGCCCCCCGUGGACGUGUGGGCGCUGGGCUGUGUGUUCGCCGAGCUGCUCCAUGGAAACCCGCUCUGGCCCGGGAGGUCCGAUGUGGACCAGCUGUACCUCAUCCGGAAAACACUAGGUGACCUGAUCCCUCGUCAUCAGCAGGUGUUCCACUCGAACGUCUUCUUCAGCGGAGUCAGUAUCCCCGAACCCGACACGACGGAGCCCUUGGAGAAGCGCUUCCACGGGGCGUCACCUCACGCCCUGCAGGUUAUGAAGUCAUGCCUGGUGAUGGACCCUUCCCUCAGGCUGUCCUGUGAGGAGCUACUGGAGCUGCCGUACUUCCUGGAGGAGGGCGGAGCCAACUGGGGCCGCGAGGGCGAGCGCCCCGGUAGACGAUACGAGAAGGGCUCCAGGCGCAGACAAGCGGGGCCCCAGUACCUGCCCCAGCUACCAAGCAGCAACAUCUCACCAGCACCGGACGUCAAGAAACAAGUCAAGCAUAAAUAUGACCAUCACCUGCCCAACAUUUAACCCCCCGACCAGAUAUGGAGCCAGCUACCC
Molecule: messenger RNA, 1097 nt
Organism: Lampris incognitus (smalleye Pacific opah)
Lineage: Eukaryota; Metazoa; Chordata; Actinopteri; Lampriformes; Lampridae
Product: cyclin-dependent kinase-like 1
Exons: 9
Coding region: 18-1067 (349 amino acids)
Biological process (GO): protein phosphorylation
Cellular component (GO): nucleus
Molecular function (GO): ATP binding; cyclin-dependent protein serine/threonine kinase activity
Source: RefSeq, a predicted model, not a curated record